Messenger RNA from Guillardia theta CCMP2712, 756 nucleotides. RefSeq lists its product as hypothetical. The record is from RefSeq and is a predicted model, not a curated record. NCBI's taxonomy places the organism in Eukaryota, Cryptophyceae, Pyrenomonadales, Geminigeraceae. The transcript has a single exon. The coding region runs from base 1 to 756 and encodes 251 amino acids.
AUGUCAUCUGCGUGCUCAUUCAUGCGCAUAUGCACGAAGAAGGAGCAAAAUCGAUCAUCAUCAAUCCACCUCUGUCUACAGAAUGUUCUGCGAAUAGUUGGAGAUAAGCUCAAGGAUGCUUCUCCCUUUCAAGACCAAGUUGUCGAAGAGAAGUACCAUGAAUUCUUCCUCCGCUCACUCAUAUGUCUAGGCAACCUGGGAUCAUCAUUAACGAUGGGCAUAUCCACCGUGUAUCACAUCGGGGUUCUGGUAGUGAGGUAUAGAGGCAGGGGCAUCACCAACUUCGACGAUUAUCUUUUUGCGAUCCGGCUAGCAAUUAUGCUCAUGUUGUGGGUUGGGCUCUUACUGUCCUCGCGCAUGUCGGAGAAACAAAGGUACCGCAUUGCCGUCUUUGUGAGGAAAGUCGUGUUCGUGAGGUUCUUCGUCUUCAUGGGGGAGCUCGUGCUGAUGGAUCUCAACUUCGAGCGAGCCAAGCUCACAUCGUUUCUCUUGACUCUCAGCUUCGUGCUUACGUCCGAUUCUUACCAGGAGCACAUCUUCUAUACUGGCGUGCUGGCAUACGCGGGACACUUUGCGAGAAUUGUCAUACAAAGGAAUCCGCAACCGUGGACUGCCGAGAUAGAAAACAUUCUAUUCUCAACCUUCCAGUACUUCUUUUGUAUGGUGCUCUUUGCGGUCUCUCAAAUCAAUAGCCGGGCUAGAUUCCUUCGCAGUUAUAGCCAGGGCCAAUCCUACAGCGCAUCAAAAUCCAGAUAA